Molecule: messenger RNA, 1179 nt
Organism: Exophiala xenobiotica
Lineage: Eukaryota; Fungi; Ascomycota; Eurotiomycetes; Chaetothyriales; Herpotrichiellaceae
Product: homogentisate 1,2-dioxygenase
Exons: 10
Coding region: 1-1179 (392 amino acids)
Biological process (GO): L-phenylalanine catabolic process
Cellular component (GO): cytoplasm
Molecular function (GO): homogentisate 1,2-dioxygenase activity
Source: RefSeq, a predicted model, not a curated record
AUGACCCCCCUUCCACCACCCAGAGCAAAUCCCGACCUUAUCGCCUGCUUUCAAUCACACAACGACAAAGUCAAGUUUACACCACUUUCGUAUGAGUGGGGCCCACUCAACCCCCCUGCUGAGAAUGAAAAGGUCACCUUCAUUCAAGGCCUCAAGACGAUUGCAGGCCAUGGCGAUCCAACUACGAAAGAAGGUCUUGCUGUCCAUCAAUACAUGGCGAAUACAUCGAUGGGGAACCAAGCCUUUUGCAACAACGACGGUGACCUUUUGAUCAUUCCUCAAACGGGUCGCUUAGAUAUCCAGACUGAAUCUGGAAGGAUCAUGGUUCGCCCCGGCGAACUAUUCGUGAUCCAAGCUGGACUCCGAUUCAAAGUCUCCCUACCAGAUGGGAUUUCUAAUGGCUACGUUCAAGAAGUAUUUGGGAGCCAUUACGAACUGCCAGAAUUGGGUCCGUUGGGGUCCAACUGUCUCGCGCAUCCAAGGGACUUCGAAUAUCCAGUCGCCAGUUUUGACAUGGAUACUUCCACAUGGGAAAUUGUCACAAAACUUGCUGGCGAACUCUACUGCUACGAACAACCUGGCACACCCUUUGAUGUUGUCGCAUGGCACGGAAACUAUGUUCCCUACAAGUACGAGAUCGAGAAGUUGGUCGCCGUUGUCUGUUCCAUGAAGGAACAACUGGACCCAAGUGCAUAUUGUAUCCUCCAGGCCAAAUCCAAGAUUGAAGGAGUCUCCUUGACAGAAGUGUGCGCCUUUACACCAAAAUACAUUACCGCAUUCGACACGAUUCGUCCUCCAUACUAUCACAGGACUAUGGCAACCGAGAUGAUGGGGCUCAUAACCGGCACCUAUGGCGGCAGUGCAAAGAUUUUAAAGCCAGGCGGUCUUACGUGCGACAACAGUUAUGUGGCUCAUGGAGAAAGCUACAAAGCAUGGCAAGUCGCCAUUACAGAGGAACAAACGCCCAAGCUCACCAGUGCAGGCACAGUCAGUUUCAUGAUGCACAUGAGCUCCCACCUAGCCAUGACAAAGUUUGCAAUGGAGAGACAUGAGAAUCCUUACCCACCUCGAAUAGGAUUCUGGGAUGACUUCAAAGGCGACUUCUUCAACCAUGUCCCCGAAAUUAACAAAAGUCUGAGCUCAUUGGGACUUCCCAACCUCGGAAAGGGCUCGGUAUGA